UACAUGUAUAGAGCUGUCAAAUUAGCCACAUGAAUUUGGAGCUAUGAAGUCAGUGAAACCGAAGUGUUUGUACUAAAUGUGUAAAAAAUACGAAUGGUUGAUUCUAUGUUUUUAUUGAAUUUGAAUGGGAAAAAACCCAGAUAAGAAUCUAGGUGGUGGUGAUAAAAAAAUAAGUAAUAUUCCUUUGCAAUAAAAAAAAUAAUAAUUCAAGAAUGAUAUUCAAAACGUGAGAAUCGAAUCGAUUGUACAAAUCAACGCAAAGCGACAAAAACCGAGCGAAUAAGAUGGGCGGCAUAAUUUGGUCAGAAGUUUUUCCAACAAAAACAGCACUAUGCAUUUUCGUCGCCUAUAUGAGUUUGUUCAUCAGUCAAGGUAUUUUGGUGACGGCCUCACAAGAUGAAUCCAGUAAUUACAGUUAUAAUACAAUUUGUGUGGUUUUAAUCACUGAACUGGUUAAAUUAAUUGCAUCGGUUGGAUUAUAUUGUAGAAGUGAUCCGGCUACAAAGUUAGUUAAGGAAACAAUUGACAACAAGCAUUUGCUAUUGCUAUACUUCAUACCGUCACUUUUGUAUUGUAUCUACAAUAAUUUAACAUUUAAAAAUUUAUCAACAUUCGAUCCAACGACAUACUAUUUACUGCUUCAAUUUCGAGUUGUAAUAACGGGAGUUUUAUUUCAGGUGAUAUUCCACAAGAUAUUAACACGACGACAAUGGUUUUCAUUGCUAUUAUUGACGCUUGGAUGCAUGGUGAAGCAGUUAAAUUUCGGUGAUAUGUUCAGCAAUACUAGCAACACAAGUGUAUCGAUGACAAUGACAAAAACCGAUGUGAUAAACACAAACAACGCGAAGAAUGCCACUUUUUCGAACAAAAAUACAACUGGAUUUGAUCUCAGCAUAGAUGCCGUUUAUAUUUUUAUUCAAUUGAUAUGCUCAUGUUUGGCUGGCGUGUACAAUGAAUAUUUACUGAAAAAUGUUGGCGCUCGCGUUAAUAUUUACGUACAAAAUGUAUUUAUGUACGUUGAUUCAAUCGUAUGUAACGUAGUAUUAUUAAUACUUCAGGGAAAUUCAAUGGAUGCCAUUAAUAUGGCCAAUUUAAAAACCGUGUUCACGUUCAAUGUGAUUAUUAUAAUUUUAAAUAAUGCGGCGAUUGGAAUUGUUACCAGUUUCUUUUUGCGUUACUUAAAUUCAAUUCUUAAAACAUUUGCCAGUGCCUUAGAACUAUUAUUCACCGCAAUUUUAUGCUAUCUAUUAUUUAAUAUUCCAAUUCAUACGAAUACAACAAUAUCAAUAGCUGUUGUCUCGUUUGCCAUCUAUUUCUAUUCAUUGAGUCCCGUUAUAAACAAUAUUACAAACAACAAACGAACAAAAGAACACGAUGAAUGCCCACAUGAAAGCGUCGAACUAUUAAAGGACAAUCAUGACAUCGUGUAAAAAAAGUGUGUUUGAACAACAACUAAGACAACUAUGGCUAUACAACAAAUUUGGUGCUUUAAUUGAGAGUCAGACUCUAUCAGUAUAAGUUUCUUUGACGCAAAUAUUCAGAUUAUUUGGACCAGUUUUUAUUCAGUGAUAUGUAUACAUUUUAAGUGGUUUUUAUCGGCCACUGAACUAUCUUUUAAAGAGACAAAGGAUAAUAUCCAAACAAAGUAAUGAUUCAAUGUGUGUGUGCGUUUGGGAUAUUCAUCUUACACGAAGCGUGAAUGUGUGUUAUUUUUCGUAUUUGUUAAUUUUUUUUGCGUCACAAAAAAUGCUUUUUUUUUAAUUUCUUUAAUUUUUGUUAUUUGCAUUGUACUUGCCCAAAAGAUGUAUCACAAAAAAUAAUCUAUUUAUUUCAAUAGACAGCCUAAUGAAAACUACUAUUUAAUUACAAACUUAUUGGUUUUGUAGUAAAAUAAGUGAACCAGUCAACCAUAAACAACGAACGGGAAAAAAAAAUUCGGACAUUGUGCUAAGAUAUGUUCAGCCAACAAAAAUAUGGCAUGUGUUGAGGUCAGUUCCUAUUUGUUUAAAAGUGAAUGAGAGGAUAUUUUGUUUCACUUCUGUGAAUUAAUGUGGUGGUUAGUCCUCUAUUUCACUCGCAUGAAAAACGGGACUGAACUCAGCCACAUGUGAUAUUCCAACUGAUAAGGAACACAUUUGUACAAUAUCUAAUUAAUGAUUUUUCAGCCACAUGGAUUUCUUUCAUAAAAUUCAGGUGAAAAAUGCACUUCAAACUAAAUCAAUAAAUCACAAUUUCUGGUUAUCGUUUUUUAAA
This is a messenger RNA of Contarinia nasturtii (swede midge), 2253 nucleotides long. It is a transcript of the gene senju, whose product is annotated as UDP-galactose transporter senju. The transcript is spliced from 4 exons. Gene Ontology annotation, biological process: pyrimidine nucleotide-sugar transmembrane transport. The record is from RefSeq and is a predicted model, not a curated record. Gene Ontology annotation, cellular component: Golgi membrane. Gene Ontology annotation, molecular function: UDP-galactose transmembrane transporter activity. Lineage: Eukaryota; Metazoa; Arthropoda; Insecta; Diptera; Cecidomyiidae. The coding region runs from base 285 to 1430 and encodes 381 amino acids.